AUGGACGCGGGGGAUGAAGACGGCGGCGAUGUGGGGGUAACGAGAGAGGACGCGGCAAUCCUGAUGACGCUGAAGCACGGGACGAAGCGGAAGCGACGACGCGCGGGCUCAACAUGCGAGCACGGUCGUCAGCGCCACAGGUGCAAGGAGUGCGGUGGAUCUCAAAUCUGCGAGCACGGUCGUCGCCGCUCUAGGUGCAAGGAGUGCGGUGGGUCUGAAAUCUGCGAGCACGGCCGUCAGCGCUCUCAGUGCAAGGAGUGCGGUGGUGGUGGAAUCUGCGAGCACGGUCGUCAGCGCACACAGUGCAAGGAGUGCGGUGGGGUCUCAAUCUGCGAGCACGGUCGUCGGCGCACACAGUGCAAGGAGUGCGGUGGGGGCUCAAUCUGCGAGCACCGUCGUCGGCGCUCUGAGUGCAAGGAGUGCGGUGGGUCUGGAAUCUGCGAGCACGGUCGUCGACGCUCUACAUGCAAAGAAUGCGGCGGGUCUCAAAUCUGCGAGCACGCUCGUCAGCGUCGUCAUUGCAAGGAGUGCGGUGGUGCAUCAAUCUGCAAGCACGGUCGUGAGCGGUCAAAGUGCAAGGAGUGCGGUGGGUCUCAAAUCUGCGAGCACGGUCGUCGGCGCUCUCGGUGCAAGGAGUGCGGCGGGUCUGGAAUCUGCGAGCACGGUCGUCGACGCGACGGGUGCAGAGAGUGUCUCGCGGCAAAGGCUCUAACGGGGUGA
This is a messenger RNA of Micromonas commoda, 720 nucleotides long. RefSeq lists its product with no specific name. NCBI's taxonomy places the organism in Eukaryota, Viridiplantae, Chlorophyta, Mamiellophyceae, Mamiellales, Mamiellaceae. The transcript has a single exon. The record is from RefSeq and is a predicted model, not a curated record. The coding region runs from base 1 to 720 and encodes 239 amino acids.